Molecule: messenger RNA, 5200 nt
Organism: Pteropus alecto (black flying fox)
Lineage: Eukaryota; Metazoa; Chordata; Mammalia; Chiroptera; Pteropodidae
Gene: SPIRE1
Product: spire type actin nucleation factor 1
Exons: 16
Coding region: 141-2069 (642 amino acids)
Biological process (GO): Golgi vesicle transport; actin filament polymerization; intracellular transport
Cellular component (GO): cell cortex; cytoplasmic vesicle membrane
Molecular function (GO): actin binding
Source: RefSeq, a predicted model, not a curated record
GUAAAUUGGGAUAUUCACAUUGUACAGAAACAGAGGUUAUUGAAUCUUUGGGAAUUAUUAUUUAUAAAGCAUUGGACUAUGGUUUGAAGGAGAAUGAAGAAAGGGAAUUAAGCCCUCCCCUGGAGCAGCUCAUCGAUCACAUGGCCAACACGGUGGAAGCUGAUGGUAGCAAUGAUGAGGGCUAUGAGGCUGCAGAAGAAGGCCUGGAAGAUGAAGAUGAUGAAAAGAGAAAAAUCUCAGCUAUCCGGUCAUAUAGAGAUGUCAUGAAGUUAUGUGCUGCCCAUCUCCCAACUGAAUCAGAGGCACCAAAUCAUUAUCAGGCAGUAUGUCGUGCACUUUUUGCAGAAACAAUGGAGCUGCACACCUUUCUGACUAAAAUUAAGAGUGCAAAGGAGAAUCUUAAGAAGAUUCAAGAAAUGGAAAAGAGUGAUGAAUCCCACACAGACCUGGAGGAGCUGAAAAAUGCUGACUGGGCUCGAUUCUGGGUACAGGUGAUGAGGGAUUUGCGGAAUGGAGUAAAACUUAAGAAGGUACAAGAGCGGCAGUACAACCCUUUGCCCAUUGAAUAUCAGCUUACCCCAUAUGAGAUGCUAAUGGAUGAUAUUAGAUCCAAAAGAUACACUUUGCGAAAAGUGAUGGUAAAUGGCGAUAUUCCUCCUCGGUUAAAAAAAAGUGCUCAUGAAAUCAUCCUGGACUUCAUCAGAUCAAGACCUCCUUUAAAUCCAGCCUCAGCCAGAAAACUGAAACCCACCCCACCACGGCCACGGAGCCUACAUGAAAGAAUAUUAGAAGAAAUCAAAGCAGAAAGGAAGCUGCGGCCUGUCUCACCAGAAGAGAUUAGACAUAGCAGAUUAGAUGUCACUACUCCUCAAUCUCCAAAGAACAUUGUGGAAGCAUCAAUGCUGAAUGGAGGUUUAACGUCACAAACGAAAGAGAAUGGGUUACGUGUGGCACAGCAGGUGCCAGCGCAGCGGAAGAAGCUUCUCAAAGCUCCAACUCUGGCUGAACUGGACAGCUCUGACUCCGAGGAAGAGACUCUGCACAAGUCAGCCAGCAGCAGCAGUAUGUCUCCCUCCUUCCUUGAAGACCCCUUACUGGAGGCUGUGUCCAUGAGGAAGACACCUCCAAAAUUCUUGCCUAUAUCAUCAACACCCCAGCCAGAGAGACGGCAGCCACCCCAAAGACGACAUUCCAUUGAAAAGGAAACACCUACUAAUGUGAGACAGUUUCUGCCACCAUCCAAGCAGAGUUCCCGAUCUCUUGUUCCUAGGAUAACCAGUGUAUGGCCAAGGACGCCUUUCCGACCACUUUUUUCUACCAUACAAACAGCUUCUCUGCUCAGCUCUCAUCCUUUUGAAGCAGCCAUGUUUGGGGUAGCAGGGGCUAUGUAUUAUCUAUGUGAGAGAGCUUUUACCAGCAGGUGGAAAUCCUCAAAGGAGGAAUUCUGCUAUCCAGUGGAAUGCCUAGCUCUAACUGUGGAGGAAGUGAUGCAUAUUCGUCAGGUCCUGGUGAAAGCAGAGCUGGAAAAAUACCAACAAUAUAAAGAUGUCUACACUGCCUUGAAAAAAGGAAAGCUUUGCUUUUGUUGCCGAACCAGGAGAUUUUCCUUCUUCACCUGGUCUUACACCUGUCAGUUCUGUAAGAGGCCGGUGUGCUCACAGUGUUGCAAAAAGAUGCGGCUGCCCUCCAAGCCAUACUCUACUCUUCCUAUUUUUUCAUUGGGACCUUCUGCCUUGCAAAGAGGAGAAAGUUGUAUGAGGCCAGAAAAACCCUCCACUGGCCACCAUCGACCACUUCGGAGCAUUGCCAGGUUCUCCUCAAAAUCUAAGUCUGUGGACAAACCAGAUGAAGAACUACAGUUUCCCAAAGAAUUAAUGGAGGACUGGAGUACUAUGGAGGUGUGUGUGGACUGCAAAAAGUUCAUUUCAGAAAUCAUCAGUUCUAGCCGGCGUAGCCUGGUGUUGGCCAACAAAAGAGCCCGGUUAAAAAGGAAAACACAGUCAUUCUACAUGUCCUCACCAGGCCCCUCGGAAUACUGCCCUUCAGAGAGGACUAUCAAUGAAAUCUGAGCUGUGUGCCUUUCAGUUGCUUUUGUGUUCAGAGUCGGCAUUAACACGGAGAACACUGAGCUGGACUGUCUCUCCUCGCUUGUGGUUUUUGUUAAUCGGCUCGAUUUGCAUUAGAUCAGGUUUUUGCUGCAUCACAUUGUUCCACAGACUGCUGCAUUCAUAUCAAUCGAUAAUACAUGACAGGUCAGCCAAUUGCUCGUUUGCACUGAGAGGACAAUAGUUUGAAACCUGCUUUUGUGUAUGUGUGUGGAUUUGGAGACCAGAAACUUUUCCUUAGUUCAGUUCCUUACUGUUCCUCAAAUGAUUUUCUGACUAAGGCAAAAAGCUUCUCAUGUGAGAAAUCAGCCUAACAAAGAUGUCGAUGUUAGCACAGUUCUAAGCAGUAAGUCAUAUUGGCACUUCCACCGGACAAUAUUUCUAUCUAAUGCAAGUAGUGAUCCAGAGCCCUGCCACCUACCAGAUACCUGGAGGCGGGGCCAGACUGCUCGUCGUCUCACAGCGCAAAACCUGGAAGGAUUUGCUCAUACUGUCAAACUGAUUUCAAAGUAUUGUUGCUCUGAGAUGAAAACUCUACGAGGGAUUUUAUGCCUGCGUUUUAGUGCGAAACAUCUGAAUAAGCUGUACACCCAAGUGGGUGACUAUUUCCUCUGAGCUGCUGUGUUUGCCCCUGUGCAGUGGAUCAGUGUCUCCUGAGUGGGUGACAGGUUUUCAUUCCCUAUCUUGCAUGUAUUAUGGUUACUUGUCAUUUUAUAAUGGAGAUCUAAGAAUUAAAGUUUUGUGAUAGUUUCUGGACAAAGGAAGGCUAAACAUUUGCCAAGAGCUGAGUGUAUUUCGGUUAACGACGAAAGGGUCACGACAGCAUAGGGUGCCAGCUGUUGGCCACACUGCAGGGAAUGCGCUGGCGUGCAUAUAUUUUCAACUACACUUUUCAUAACUUUAUGGUGUAGCCAUCAUGACUAAAUCAAGCCACCAUUUGGUACGUAAGGUCUCAAACUGAAAUUUAUUUAUUUUUAUAAAUGAAUUUUAAAAGAAAAAACAUUACCUACUUCUUUUAAAACUAAUAAUUAACCUGCUGAUAGGCUUUUUGGAUGCUUUUUGCACAAAUUUUCUUUGUAAACAACUUGAGUGAGUAGGAUAGGUUUAUGAUGAAGGUAGGUUGGAGGGUAUCAUUGUAAACCUGACAUUUCUCAGCUCAUUUGGCUUAUAUCAUGGGCUUUAUUAUUUUCAUAUGCUUAGAAAAUGACCAACCAAUCAAAUUGCCAUUAAUGUUUGGAAAGUCAGUUAACGCACAUGCACAAUAAUCUCCUAAAAGCUAUAGAACACAUCUGUAGUCGACCCUAUGACAGCAUUGUUUGAUAAAAGGCAUGCCAGUUGCAUUUCAUAACACAUCAAAAUAUGGUAACAUUUCUAUAUAAAUUAACAGUAAUACCUCAAAACUGCUCUGGUAGUAGUUUUUUAAUGGAUUGAAAUUUAAAAUUUAGUAAAUGUCCUAAAAUUACUUAUGAAAUAAACUUUACCAAUUGACUAAAAUAAUGCAUGUUAACAGUUUGUAUUUGCAUGUGAAAGUAGGCCACCAGAGAACCCUUAUUUCGUAUGCAAAUGUUUAAAUUAUUUUAAAGACUCUUGUUUAAGAGCUUUAAACAUUACAUUGGGUGUAUCUCAGUUUUAAAGUUUUCUAGGGCACUGUUUGAACUCUUAUGGUGUGGAGCCACACCCUCCGAAAGCCUGGGCUUAAUCCUGCAAACGACUACCAGGAAGGGUGCAAGGCAGAGGGAGUGUUAUCUGUAGAUGUAUAUUGAUAUGACCUAGGAGAGUGUGCUUUUUAAAAUAAUGACUUGUUUACCAUUGUUAUUAAAAUGUGAGAAACUAAACCCCCAAAAUGAGAAUUUUAUUUACGCUCACAAGGUAAAUAUCUAGCACAUUUCAGUCUUUGGUGUCACUUCUUUAUAAAGACUGAUUUGAGCAUUAUGAUCACCUCUCACCAGAGCAUUAGAAUGUAAAUUCUUCAACAGCAUUAAUGAGGUUUGCCAAGUGCGUUAAAGAGGUCACAUGUAUGGUGUGUCUGCAUGAGAUCCUGUGCAGAAAGUAGUGUAAGAAAAGGGCAUAUGACACAGUUAAAUUUAUAGACAUUCGAUUAGCAUCACUUUUUGUUGCCAAAACAAUUUCUUGCAUUUAACCCGUUCUUAUCCAUGACAUGUACCCAGCACUUCAGCUAAAUUAGGUAAUUUCCAGAGGGUAGUUCACUAACAGCUUGUGGAGUGUAGUCUUACCAUCUUUAGCCUAGUCUGACCUUAGGCCUAUCUUCCUUUUCAUACUACUAAAAUAGCAUACCUUUACAGUAUUCUUCUUUGUCCUGGUUUCCAGCUAUUUGGCAUUACUUCUGAUAGCUGGUAUCAGUUGGAACCUGAUGUGUCUUAGAACUUGUGUGCACACUGAGCAGUCCUCCCUGUGUGAAUCCUCUCUCAGCUCAAGCUUUCCUUCUGUCCCAUACCUCCUGAGGUCACCCUGUUGGGGGAUCUUUGUUUCCUUCCCCGUGACUUAACUUCCGGUCAGUGUCAGAGUAGCUAAGAAUGCUUGUAAAUACUGUAAUAUAUUUAUUAAUAUUUAAAAUGCAUUCAUUCAGUGGACAAUUUAAAUUAACUCUUCCAAGACAAGUAAAAAUUAAAUAAUUGAUAAGUACAUCGACUUAACAGUCUUACUAGAUAGAGUUCAAGUCUUAAGUCUUUCAAAUUAAACAAGAAGGUUGUUAUGUAGGAGUUUUUAAAUGAUCUUACAUUUGAGAUUAUGUGAUUAGCACCGUGCACUCAUACCAUGAAUUUCUUAAGGCUUUUAGUUUUCUAACCAUAUUAAUAAAUAUAGGACUGGAUUUCAGGUGUCACAGAGGAGACAUCUGAAAGUUUUAAAUUAUGUUGCUAUUUGCUAAAGCAAAUUUUUGCUAAAGCAAAGUAGCAGAAAAUUUUGUACAUGUAAAACUGUUGAAGAGCCAUAGAGAAAUGUUCAUACUCACUGGACUUGUAUGAAAGUCAAGUUGGUAUUGGUAUUCAGGGUGACAUGACAGUACUAAAUGUUUUCCAUUAAAAUCUUUUAUUUUAAAAUUUAUCUAGGGAAAAAUAAAACACCUUUGCAUCAUA